This is a messenger RNA of Radiomyces spectabilis, 684 nucleotides long. Its product is annotated as P-loop containing nucleoside triphosphate hydrolase protein. NCBI's taxonomy places the organism in Eukaryota, Fungi, Mucoromycota, Mucoromycetes, Mucorales, Radiomycetaceae. Gene Ontology annotation, molecular function: GTPase activity; GTP binding. The transcript is spliced from 6 exons. The record is from RefSeq and is a predicted model, not a curated record. The coding region runs from base 1 to 684 and encodes 227 amino acids.
AUGACCUCUUCGCAUGAGUCUUCUUCCACACUAUCGGCUUCGUCUUUACCAUCCACCGUCUCCAAUACCAGCAGUACAGCCACUUCAAUUCACGAAACACCGAAGAACAGCAUCAUCUUGAAAACAGGCAUUGUAGGUGAUGCUCAGAUUGGCAAAACAAGCUUGAUGGUGAAAUAUGCUGAAGGCGCUUUCGAUACAGAUUACAUUCAGACACUGGGUGUUAAUUUCAUGGAAAAGUCCAUCAUGAUUCGUCAGACGGAGAUUACUUUUAGUAUUUGGGAUCUAGGAGGUCAAAGGGAAUUUGUUAGCAUGUUGCCUUUGGUAUGCAACGAUGCCGUGGCCAUUUUAUUCACAUUCGACCUUACACGACGCUCGACGCUUAACAAUAUCAAAGAGUGGUACCGUCAAGCACGGGGUCUAAAUCAGAGUGCCGUGCCCCUGUUGGUCGGAACAAAGUACGACGAAUUCAUACACUCGUCGCCAGAAGAUCAUGAAGAAAUCACACGACAGGCACGGAAAUAUUCUCGGGCGAUGAAAGCACCUUUAAUUUUCUGCUCCACGGCAGAAUCCAUCAAUGUUCAGAAAAUUUACAAGCUCGUUCUAGCCAAAGUGUUCGACAUAGAAUGUACUAUUCCAGAGAUCACAGAAAUCGGGGGUCCUAUCAUUGAAUACACGCACUGUUAA